AUGUCUUUCCCACAAGAACCAGAAUUCCAACAAGCUUACGACGAGGUUGUGUCUUCGUUGCAGGACUCGACUUUGUUCGAAAAGCAGCCUAAGUACCAGAAGGUGUUGCCAGUUGUGUCCGUGCCAGAAAGAAUCAUCCAGUUUAGAGUUGCAUGGGAAAAUGACAGCGGCGAACAAGAAGUGGCCACCGGUUACAGAGUGCAGUACAACUCUGCCAAGGGCCCAUACAAGGGAGGUUUGCGUUUCCACCCAAGUGUCAAUUUGUCGAUCCUAAAAUUCUUGGGUUUUGAGCAGAUCUUCAAGAACGCUUUGACCGGCCAGGCCCUAGGUGGUGGUAAGGGUGGUCUCUGUGUGGACUUGAAGGGCAGAUCCAACAACGAAAUUAGAAGAAUCUGCUACUCUUUCAUGAGAGAACUCAGCAGACACAUCGGCCAGGACACCGACGUUCCAGCCGGUGACAUCGGUGUCGGUGGCCGUGAGGUCGGCUACUUGUUUGGUGCUUACAAGUCCUACAAGAACUCCUGGGAAGGUGUGUUGACCGGUAAGGGUUUGAACUGGGGCGGAUCUUUGAUUAGACCCGAAGCCACCGGUUACGGUUUGGUCUACUACACCCAAGCCAUGAUCGACUUUGCCAGCAAGGGCAAGGAAUCCUUCGCUGGCAAGCGUGUUGCCAUUUCUGGUUCCGGUAACGUUGCGCAGUACGCUGCUUUGAAGGUCAUCGAACUAGGCGGUACUGUCGUGUCUCUCUCGGACUCCAAGGGCUGCAUUGUCACCGAGUCCGGCAUCACUGCCGAGCAAAUCGACGCCAUCAUCGGUGCCAAGGUCCAGUUCAAGACUUUGGAGCAGAUCAUUGGUGAAUACUCUGCCUUCUCUUCCACCCCAGUGAAGUACAUCGCUGGCGCCCGUCCAUGGACCCACGUUGGCCAAGUCGACGUUGCUCUACCAUGUGCCACUCAAAACGAAGUUUCCGGUGACGAGGCCAAGGCCCUGGUUGCCGCUGGUGUCAAGUUCGUCGCUGAAGGGUCCAACAUGGGUUGCACUGCCGAAGCCGCUCACAUUUUCGAAGGCGAACGUUCUGCUUCCAGCUCUAGUGCAUCCGCCCCUGCCGUCUGGUACGCUCCUGGUAAGGCCUCCAACAUGGGUGGUGUUGCGGUUUCCGGUCUAGAAAUGGCCCAAAACUCUCAGAGAAUGUCCUGGACCAGAGAGCAGGUCGACCAGGAACUCAAGAAGAUCAUGGUCAACUGUUUCAACGACUGUUUGGAGACUGCCCGCGAAUACUCUAACGAGAGCAACGCUGACGCUUUGCCAUCUUUGAUCAAGGGUGCCAACUUGGUUGGUUUCAUCAGAGUUGCCGACGCUAUGUUUGACCAAGGUGACGUUUUCUAA
This is a messenger RNA of Lachancea meyersii CBS 8951, 1386 nucleotides long. NCBI's taxonomy places the organism in Eukaryota, Fungi, Ascomycota, Saccharomycetes, Saccharomycetales, Saccharomycetaceae. The record is from the annotation of a GenBank genome assembly.